AUGCACUUCUCUCUCGCCUCCGUCCUCCUCGCCCUCGCGGCCACAGUCAGCACGGCGCCCGCCGACCUCGAGCGCCGUGCCGCUGCCACCUGCGGUAGCCAGUACUACUCGGCUGCUCAGGUCAACGCCGCCUCCGUGGCCGCCUGCAACCACUUCCGCCGCGGCAGCAUGGCGGGCAGCUCAAGCUACCCGCACCGCUACAACAACUACGAGGGCUUUAACUUCCAGGGCCUGGACGGACCCUACCAGGAGUUCCCCAUCCUGCCGAGCGGCAUCUACACUGGAGGAUCCCCUGGACCUGACCGCGUUGUCAUCACCGAGGCUUCGUGCCGCCAGGCUGGCACUAUCACCCACACUGGCGCGAGCGGGAAUAACUUUGUUGCAUGCUCUGCCACGCCUGCAGCGCCGUUCAACGUAAAGGAAGCGCUGCUCGACGACAUCACGGCCCCGGGUUCCUUUGCUGGAUCCGCACGCAUCACCGUUACGCCGCCUGUGGACGUCCAUGUCCACGGUAUAGGACCCAUCUCUCUGCCUUGGACGAGGACAAGGCACGACAGAUCAUCAGCGUCUGCCAUCAGGCGCCGUACGGGAAUGGAACCCAUCAAGGCAGAGCUGUACAAGAUGCUCAUCUACAGCCAGGGUGCCAUGUUCAAGCCACAUACCGACCUACCCUCCCCGCACACCGGAGGCGAGGUCAUCGUCAAGCACUGCGGCAAACCGUCCUCCUACAAGACGUCGGAGAUGGCACAGUCGUUAAUUACUUGGUACUCGGAUGUCAUUCAUGAGCUGCGCCCUGUCACGUCCGGCCAUCGUUGGGUACUGACGUACAAUCUCGCGCUCGCUGAAGAACCCAAUCCUGAGAAACCGCUCCUCACCGCCGGCCUCAUCCAAGAGGGGCAUGCGCCGGCGGCCCAACGACUGCGCGAGACGACUACGCGCUGGCUUGACGGCCCCAGAAACAGCCGCUACAUAUACCACGUCCUUGACCACGACUAUACCGAGGCCCAGUAUUCCCUCAAGGCACUGAAAUCGGUUGAUCGCGCUCGUACGAGCGCCCUGAAGCAGGCCUGUGAAGAUCUCCCCGUCGAUCUGUUCCUGGCCUUGCUAGAGAAGGAAGAGAUGGGCAGCGUUGAAUUCCUUGGUCACGACCGUCGCCGUCGCAGGUAUUACGAUGACGAGCUCGAGGAGCUGGACGAUGGAGCCGGCCCGCACGCACUUCAAGAUAUUUCCGACACGCAGUAUCGCGUCAAGACACUGUUCGAUUUCGACGGAACUCUGGUAUCCGAGCGUCUUGGUCUCAGCAAUAACGACCUCACCACGCCGGACAUAUGGUAUGAUGUGCAUGACUGUGAGGAGGCUUACGAGGGCUACAUGGGCAACUCUGGGCCGUCCGCAAUCCACUGGUACCACAUCUCGGCCAUAGCCAUCGUUCCUCGCGACUCAUUAGUGGCUUACUUUCUGAAUUAUGAUCCGUCUAGAGACGACAUACGGAACAUGAACCUUCGCAUUGAGUACUUUGCCCGCAGCGUGCUCCUAGGCGGAGCGAGCGCGUCAAUCUUGGACACAUUGAUGGAUUUCUGCUACGAUGCUCGGAGCCGCGCGCCUGCGCUAAGCCGCUCGCGCAUGAUGCCACAGUUCGCACAGCUAGACGGCGACGUCAUCAGCAGCGUCCUCAAGGUUGCCCUUCAGCAUGAUCGCCACCCGUUCUUUCUCAACGCUGUGAACAGCGUGGAAGGCGACCUGGCACCUGAGUUUUUCGAUUGGGUCCGCCAGUGGUUAAGCACCGGGAAUGCCUCCUCACGAUUCGAGCGUAUCAAAAAGGAACUGAAAACGAUGAUUGAUUCUUAUCCACGUUUUGCGUCCCGCCAUGCCGCCAUCACGAAACUAGUGGCAGACGCGACAUUAGCACCCCCUGCUAUCCUCGCCUGGGCGAGAGAAACACUCGCUAUGUUCAUCUACAAAGCCUGGAGCAGUCCAGACGAUGAACGAUUCGCCAUGCCGACAGCCCGGAUCAUGGCAUUCGCCCUUGCCUUCAUGGCCCGCCUGAGCGAGCUGCGCGUGGCCGGCACAAUGCCCGAGGCAGAAAGCAUGGAGCUAUACGCCAAGCUCGCUGACCGCAUGGUCAAUCAGUCAGACACAUUCACAGCAUUAAAAUCCAGGAGCCAGGCUACGACCAAGCGAAUCGGCAUGGACACGAUCAUCGACCCGGAAGAUCUGGCGCGCCUCUUCUCAGGGGCUGUGGCGGCUAGCAUAUUUAACGGGUCCCGCCACGUUGUCUCUUCUCUUGUCGCCAAGAUCACCCGCGAGGCGCCCUUUCACCCCCCUAUCGAGCUGUACGGUCUUUGGAUCCCCAGGUUGGCGUUGCUGCCACCGAUUCUCCAGACGGAGGGCAUACCCGUGAAAGAUCCGCCUUAUCAGCAGCUCUACCAGGCUCUGAUGGUCGCGGCCGUGGACAAAUUCGUCGGCGAACCACCAUCAAGCUCCAACGACUUGCCGACGUGUCUGCGGGAUACCCUGCUCGACCAGUACGAUGACAUCGUCAAGAUGCGUAGAUUGCUUACUAUGCCUACAAAGUCAAGCCACCGGCCGCCUCCCGCGACGCCUGGGCCGGCGGCCGUCAACUAUGAUACGCCAGCGGGGAGCCAGAUCGCGGGGACGAAGAGAAAGACGCACCUUACGGCCGAAGACGAGGUUGUUGAUCUGUUGAGCGAUUAG
Messenger RNA from Emericellopsis cladophorae, 2715 nucleotides. RefSeq lists its product as uncharacterized. The transcript has 10 exons. The coding region runs from base 1 to 2715 and encodes 904 amino acids. The record is from RefSeq and is a predicted model, not a curated record. Gene Ontology annotation, molecular function: RNA nuclease activity; RNA binding. NCBI's taxonomy places the organism in Eukaryota, Fungi, Ascomycota, Sordariomycetes, Hypocreales, Bionectriaceae.